AUGAAUGCUAGAGAACAUAGACAAAAGCGAAAACAAUGGAAAGAAAAUAGUAAAGUAUAUAGGAAUAAAAAAGCUAUAGCACACCGAAAUUUACAAAGAAUACUUGAUGAUACACCCCCACUAAGUCCAAUAUCAGUUGUGCAGCAAAUUAGAGAAGAUGUAGCUGCUCGAAAUAGACGACAGAUGCGAAAGCGACGAGCUAUUUUGUAUGCAAAGAUUGUAACUUUGGAAAAAAGAAUGAAGAAUGCGGUGAAGUUAAGCGAAAAAUACAAGAAGAGGUAUUUGAGACUGAAAACACAAAAAACUGAUUCAGAAGCGCCUGCAACUAAAGUAAAUGCGCUCCUAAAGAAUGUAAUGUAUGAACCCGGGCACGGUAAGGGAGCGCCUGACGGUGUCGGUGGAACCCUGAAACGGACAGCUGAUAAAGUCGUGGCAGAAGGCCACGAUAUCGUAGACCUGAAUUCAUUGAAACCUAUCCUUCAAUCCAGGUGUCCUUCUAUUUUAUUGUUUGAAGUUACCACAGCAGAUAUUUCACUGAUGGAUAAUCUCAUAAAACAGUCCAGGACUAUUCCUACUUUCCGGGGAACACAAAAAAUACGCCAAUUCGUAUUUUUUAACAACACCUUACAGUGCAGAAGACUUUCAUGCAUAGAUUGCGAAGAAGAUUGUACCCACUAUCAUUUGGGAUAUUUUCAACAACACCAAAGUAAUCGAUUUACUAAGAGGCGUAACAAAUCGCCGCAAAAGUCAAUGGAAUUGGAUAUAAUGAACGAUAAUCACCAACUGUCUUUAGCGUCGUGUUCACGCAUUCAAGGUCAUACUGGAUUGUUUAAGGAAAAUGAUACAAUUGAUUUAGAAAAUGUGGGAUCUACUGUUGGCUCAGAUAGUGAUAAGAUUGCUACCAUUGGAGAUUAUGUCCUGAUGAAAUGGGGUACGGCAAAGUAUCCCGGGGAAGUUUUAUCUGUUUUUGAAGAUGGUUUAAUGGUUAGGUGCAUGAAGGUUUGA
This is a messenger RNA of Arctia plantaginis, 1005 nucleotides long. The record is from the annotation of a GenBank genome assembly. Lineage: Eukaryota; Metazoa; Arthropoda; Insecta; Lepidoptera; Erebidae.